Messenger RNA from Protobothrops mucrosquamatus (brown spotted pit viper), 874 nucleotides. RefSeq names its product 1-acyl-sn-glycerol-3-phosphate acyltransferase epsilon. The record is from RefSeq and is a predicted model, not a curated record. Lineage: Eukaryota; Metazoa; Chordata; Lepidosauria; Squamata; Viperidae. Gene Ontology annotation, cellular component: mitochondrion; endomembrane system. Gene Ontology annotation, molecular function: acyltransferase activity.
AUGUUGGCCAUCAGGCAAAAUGCUCUUGGACAUAUUCGAUAUGUUUUGAAAGACAGAUUAAAAUGGCUUCCUUUGUACGGGUGGUAUAUUUCUCAGCAUGGUGGAGAGUAUGUGAAACGAAAUGCCAGAUUUAAUGAAAAGAAAAUGAGGAACAAGUUGCAUAUCCAGAUGAAAGCAAAAACCCCAAUUUACUUUGUGAUUUUUCCAGAAGGAACACUUUAUGUUCCAGAGCUGCCCAAAGUCAUUGCAGAUAGUCAGUCAUAUGCUGAUAAGGAAGGUCUCACAGUACUGAAACAUGUGCUUACUCCACGGGUGAAGGCCACUCAUGUUGCUGUUGAUUCAAUGAAGAGCUACUUAGAUGCAGUUUAUGAUGUUACAGUAGCCUACGAAGGUACUGUGGAUCAUAAAGGACAAAGGAAAAUGGCACCAUCCAUGACUGACUUUCUUUGUAAGGAGUGCCCAAGAAUUCAUAUCAAUAUUGAACGAAUUGAGCUAAAAGACAUUCCAGCAGAACAAAUGUUUAUGAGAAGAUGGCUUCACAAACGUUUUGAAGUCAAGGACAAAUUGCUAAUAGAAUUUUAUGAUGCAAAAGAUUCUCAAAGAAGAAAUAGGUUCCCAGGGAAAAGUGUUCACUCCAAACUAAGUCUCCAGAAAACAUUGCCAUCCUUAUUGUUUUUAAGCGGCGAAACUUUACAUGAAAACAUGGAUAUAUGGGAGCUUAUUAGGCUGUCUCUGGGUCAGUAUUAAGGCGUAAAAACUCUGCACUUUCAUUCAGUGGGCUUUUCUCUCUUGCUUUGCACAUCACUUCAAAUUCUUUCCUAAAUUUAUAUUAAAAUUUUAAAUAAAGUCUUAUCAAUUGAAUAUUGUAUCAACA